This is a messenger RNA of Rhizophagus irregularis DAOM 181602=DAOM 197198, 2044 nucleotides long. RefSeq lists its product as uncharacterized. Gene Ontology annotation, biological process: protein phosphorylation. Gene Ontology annotation, molecular function: ATP binding; protein binding; protein kinase activity. The record is from RefSeq and is a predicted model, not a curated record. Lineage: Eukaryota; Fungi; Glomeromycota; Glomeromycetes; Glomerales; Glomeraceae.
CAAUUUUUAAAUUUAAAUUCCGCAGUAAUAAUUUUUUUUUCGUACCCAACAAUGUCUAAUAGCGAUGAACAUACUAGUAAUUCAAACGAUUGGAAUGAAUGGAUUGAAGAAGCGAUUUCUAAAAAACAUAUUAAAUAUUAUGAAUAUGAAAAAUUUUAUAAUAUUCAAGAAAUUGGUUCCGGUGGUUUUGGAAAAGUUUAUCGUGCAAAUUGGAAGAAUUCUCAUAAGCGUUAUGCAAUAAAAUCUUUUUUUAAUAUCAAUGAUGCUGCAGUUAAAGCAAUAGUUCAUGAGAUUCAACUUCAACGUGAAGUUGAUUUUCAUGAUAAUGUUAUUCGUUUUUAUGGUGUCACAGCUUCUAUUAAAGAAAACCAAAGAAAAGAAUAUUCGUUGGUGAUGGAAUAUGCUGAAAAUGGUACCCUCCGAAAAUAUUUGAAAGAAAAUUUUGAAAAUCUCACUUGGGACGAUAAAUUUAAUUUUGCACUUCAAUUGGUUUAUGCAGUAUCAUGUUUGCAUGAUGAAGGGAUCAUGCACCGUGAUUUGCACUCCAAUAACGUGUUAGUCCAUCAGAAUACUGUCAAGCUAGCAGAUUUUGGCUUAUCAAAAAGAAUUGAAGAAACAUCCAACUCUCAAUCAAAAACAUUUGGAUUAAUUCCUUACGUUGAUCCAAAAAGUUUUAACAGAAGUGCAACAGAAUUUUAUUUAUUAAAUAAAAAAAGUGAUGUUUACAGCGUUGGUGUAUUAUUGUGGGAAAUAUCCAGUUGUCAGCCUCCUUUUCACGGUCAACCAUAUGAUGUUGGUUUGGCUAUAAGUAUUCUACAAGGCCUUAGAGAGACACCCAUUCAUGACACGCCUGAAGAAUAUAUAAAAAUUUAUACUGAUUGUUGGAAUAUUGAACCUGAUGAUCGUCCAACUAUUAAUCAAGUAGUUGAUGAAUUAAAAGUGCUCAUAACAAAAGAAAACAUAAUUAUAAAAGAUUUUCACUUACAUAAUGAUACUAAUAAUGUCCAAUCAUCAAAUAACCAUCAACUGCCUGAUUUAAAUAUUUCUGAAAGUAUUAAUUUAUCACAUGGAGAAUUUUCUCAAUUUAUUCAAAAUUUUGAUAUGAUGAAUACAAAAGAAAUAGAAUCUUCAGUAUCAUCGAUUAACCAAUUUGAGGAUAACUUUAAUAUAAUAGUUAAUAAUAUGUUCAAUUUUUUUGAUGAUGAUGAUGUAGUUGGAAAACAAAAGGUUUUAAGUUAUCUUAAUGAACAAAAUAUAACUUUGCAAGAGAUUAAUAAUUUAUUAUUAAAUAAUCAAAACAACUCAAAUUCUAUUUACUUACUUGGAAAAUUUAAUGACUUAGGAAUUGGAAUUGAUGUUGAUAAUGAAAAAGCAUUGGAGUUAUAUCAAAAAGCAGCAGAUUUAGGAAAUGCAUUAGGAAUGAAAGAUUUAGGAUAUUGUUAUGCAUAUGAAACUGGAGCAGGUGUUAUUGACAAGAAAAAAGCAUUUGAAUUGUGUCAAAAGGCAGCAGAUUUAGGAAAUUCAUCUGGUAUAAAUAAUUUAGGAGGUUUUUAUUAUAAUGGAAUUGGAACUGAUAUUGAUGUGAAGAAAGCAUUUGAAUUAUAUCAAAAGGCUGCAGAUUUAGGGAAUUCACUUGGAAUAAAUAAUUUAGGAUAUUGUUAUCAAUAUGGAAUUGGAACUGAUAUUGAUGAGGAGAAAGCAUCUGAAUUAUAUCAAAGAGCUGCAGAUUUAGGAAAUAGUUCAGCUCAAUAUAAUCUUGCUAUUAUGUAUGAGAAUGGAAAUGGAAUUAUUAAAAGUAUUGAUGUUGCAAUUUAUUGGUACAAAAAAUCGGCUGAGCAAGGAGAUCAAUUUGCUCAAAAUAAAUUAUGUAUACUACUUGAUAAUGAGAAAAUAAAGAAAAAUUCAUGUAAAGUAAAUUAAAAAUGUUUUAUUUAAAAUAUUUAUUUUAUUAUUACUAUUAUAGCUAUUUUUUCUUACAUUUUUAGAUUGUUAUUACUACUUGCUAAUUAUUUUAUAAUAAAAUAAAUUCAUCCUAAUAAAUUUG